AUGUUAAUAUAUUCUUUUCCUUGCAUGCCUCUUGACAGCCAGCUUCUUUUCAUGCAAGAGAACUCUUCAGAUAUUCUUUGGGACCCCAGAAGUGGGGGGAGGGGAAAUCAGGAUUUCUACAAACAAACAAGCAAGAGGGAUUUUCCAUCUGAAAGUGACACUGGUGUGUGGAUCCUUGUGUCCCAGUCUGCCCUCGUCUACAACACACGUGUGCUGGCUGAUUGCCUCUUCCCACAGCCUUUCCGAAAAUAAAGUGACGUAUUUUAUUCAAAGGCUGAAGAAGCCCAGUGAUUUCCCACCUAGAAGGAUUCCUUUCUGCUCAGAUUUUCUUGAAUCCCGUGCCAAAGUGAAGUCCGUGUUUCUUUCACCUGAAGCUUGGAGAAAGCAAGUUUAGAACUGGAGGAAACACCGAAGGACUAUCAACUUCUGCAAAAGGGAUUCUCUCUCCAGGAAAUCAACUGAACUAAGUUCUGGACCUCCUAUACCAGCUCACCAAAAAUUCAUUGACUGGAGAUCUGUUGAUCCAUUUGAUCCUGCAUUCCUAGAGGAUUAAAGAAUCCAUAAAAAUACUGGAUACUCUUUAUCAGCUAAGAUUUUUCACUGAUUCAGGUCCCUGGAUCUGAUUGUUGGGCCUUGCCCGUUGUUGACAUUCUAGAUCUAGUUCUCUUUAAGGUCUAUGGUUCUCUCUGCCAAAGCUUUUAUUCUCUUUAGUUGUAUCCUCACCUGUGAUUAGAGUUUAUUUUCAAGGUGGUGGACAGAGUGCUGUUCUCUCAGGGCAGUCAGUAUGUUCAGCUGGAUGAAAAAGAACGAGAAGAAAACUCCAGAGGUGAUCCGCACAGUUACUGAGGGCCUGAAGGACCUCUACAAGAGGAAGCUUCUUCCCGUGGAGGAGUUUUAUCGAUUCCAUGAUUUUCACUCACCAGCUUUGGAGGAUGCCGACUUUGACAACAAGCCCAUGGUGCUGGUGGUGGGCCAGUACUCGACUGGCAAAACGACCUUCAUUAAAUACUUGCUGGAGCAAGAUAUCCCCGGCAGCCGCAUUGGACCCGAACCCACCACAGACUCUUUCAUUGCCGUCAUGCAUGGUGAAACGGAGGGGAUCAUACCAGGCAACGCUCUUAUUGUAGACCCCAAAAAGCCCUUCCGAAAACUCAACCCUUUUGGAAACACCUUUCUUAACCGGUUUAUGUGUGCUCAUUUGCCCAACCAGGUUCUUGAGAGCAUCAGCCUUAUAGACACUCCAGGAAUCCUGUCAGGUGCUAAGCAGCGUGUGAGCCGAGGCUACGACUUCCCAGCAGUGCUUCAAUGGUUUGCUGAGCGCGUGGACCUCAUCAUCCUUCUUUUUGAUGCCCAUAAGCUGGAGAUCUCAGAUGAGUUCUCAGAGGCCAUCCGGGCCCUCAAGGGCAACGAGGACAAGAUCCGGGUGGUCCUGAACAAGGCCGACAUGGUGGAGACACAGCAGCUGAUGCGGGUCUACGGCGCCCUGAUGUGGUCGCUGGGCAAAGUGUUCAACACGCCCGAGGUGCUGCGUGUCUACAUCGGGUCCUUCUGGUCGGAGCCACUGAUGAUCUCUGACAACCGACGGCUCUUUGAGCUUGAGGAGCAGGACUUGUUCACGGACAUCCAGAACCUGCCCCGAAAUUCUGCCCUGAGGAAGCUUAACGAUCUGGUCAAGAGAGCCCGUUUGGUCAGGGUCCACGUCCACAUCAUUAGCCACCUAAAGAGGGAGAUGCCCUCCGUCUUUGGCAAGGAGAACAAGAAGAAACAGCUCAUCAACAAGCUGCCUGUCAUCUUUGCCAAGAUCCAGCUGGAGCACCAUAUUUCACCUGGUGAUUUCCCUGACUGCAACAAGAUGCAGGAGAUGCUGAUGGUGCAUGACUUCACCAAAUUCCAUGGGCUGAAGCCCCGCAUGGUGGAGGCAUUGGAUGAGUUGCUGACACUAGACAUUGCCAAGCUGAUGCCCCUUUUGCGCCAGGAGGAGGUUGAAGUCCCAGAGCAGAUUGUCCAAGGGGGAGCCUUUGAUGGCACUCGCAAUGGUCCCUUUGUUGAGGGAGCAACCGAAGGGGCCUACGAGGGUAUGGAUGAUGAUGAGUGGGUUGUGACCAAGGACAAGCCCAAGUAUGAUGAGAUUUUCUACAACCUCUCCCCAAUGGAUGGCAAGCUAAGUGGCACCAAGGCCAAAAAUUGGAUGGUCACCACCAAGCUGCCCAACUCAGUUCUCGGGAAGAUUUGGAAGCUGAGCGACGUUGACCGGGAUGGCAUGUUGGAUGAUGAGGAGUUUGCUCUGGCCAGCCACCUCAUUGAGGUCAAACUCGAGGGCCAUGGUCUGCCCUCUGACCUGCCACGCCAUCUUGUUCCACCUUCCAAGCGUCGGCAGAAGGGCUCAGCUGAGUAAGCAACCUCCUGAGUUUGUCCCUUUCCUAACACCAGGCUUGAACUGCUUCAGUAGGUGCUGGUUCUUCUCCAAUUUUCCUUGAAGCAAACUUUCAGGCUUGAACUCCUUAUGAAGGCCUCAAUUCCAUAUAGCAGCUGUGCACAGCACUGGAAAUCUGCUUUUUGCUCUACUCUUCAAACCAGGCUUCCAGCUCAAACUUCUCCAUCCCUUCCAGAUGUUAAAUGACUCCUGUCCACCCCAAAAAGCCUCAUUUCUUCAUACAGAAUUAAGACUAUGGAUCCCACAAUGUAGCUUGCUGCGUCCCUCUAACUGCCUAUGACCUUAAAUAUCUAUAGUGUUAGUCUUCUCACAAGGUCUUUCUUCUCAGAAACCAAACUCAGCUUCAUUUGCUUCAUGAACUUACUACCUGGGUAAGAAUAUUACUUCCUCCAUGCCUAGUUCCAGCUGUUCCUUUGGGCCACAUCAGACCCAUCUGAGGUUUUACUUCUCUUUAAUAGUCCCCAGUCAGAUCUGCAAUCAACUUAGGCUCCAGAUGGCCUUGAUCUUCUAGCUUUCUUUAUCCCUGGUCUCAUUAGAAAUGGUAGACCUCUUUUCUCCACCUUUGGCCACCUUUUUUCUAAAAGCAUCUUAGUUUAUUGCUUCUCCGAUGAUCAUCAGUGCUAGAUGGACCCCCUUCAGUCAAGUGAAGGGAGAAGAACAAAGGGAGACUGGAGAUUUAUGGCUGGAAGCAGUUCAUGAGUUGUUCAGAACCACAGGCAAUGCUGAUCCCAGAAGACUUUAUUGCGGUUGAGAAAUAGAAAUUCUCAGUCCAGUCUGUCCUUCACCCUGAAUCAGACAGGGUGGGAGGAAUUUGUACUGCCUCCCCACCCCCUUGUUAAUUAGAGGAGGUGAGGUGGGUUAGGGUUAAAUCCCCACCUGACACUCCCUAGGUUUAGAUGCCUGUGGGUUUUUAUUUGAUGUACUGUACCUAAUCAGGCCUGUGACACUUGAUGAAAAAAACCAAGGAUGGCUGCCAUUCUUAAGCUAAUGUUAUUCCCCAUAUGGGUAAAGUCAAGUCUUGGGCAUUUGGGGGUAGCAAGGGCAAAUCACAGUCGUUAAAAUGAUAGAAUGAUAAGAAACCCCAAAUUUCAAGAGAUGUUCAUAGAGCAGCAGAACCCACCAAUAAUGCCAAGCAGACAGUAAGGGCAGGAGUGGCUGGCAAACAUGAGAAGUGACUCUGUGCAGAUUUAGACCUUUCCAGCCAGGCUCCCUCCAGAGGGUUGAAUGAUUUCAAGAAUUCCCAGCUCUGCUGGCUGGAAAUUCUAAGACUUGUUGUCCAGCCUAACUGGAAGGCACCAAGUGGAGGAAGGUUGAGGGCGGCAUUUGGAAUGGUCGUAGAUCAGUCUUUGAGAUACUUCCCUUCUGGGGAGGGAGUGUAGCCCAGGUAGAGACAGAAUGAGUUGCUCCUGGCUUAAAAAGCAGGGGGUGUUCCAUACUCGCCACUCCUUCUUCUGGGGUGGAAUUGGCAGAAUGGAGUAAUUGUAGAAGCCCUUUCCCAAGACAAGAAGAGGGGUGGUGAGACGGCUAUCUUGUACACAAGAGGAUGCUGCUGAAGCUCAAGGACACUGUGACUGAGCCAGGACCAGGCCUAGGUUAGGCAAAGGGAUGACACAAUCUCACACAUCAGAUUUGUGAGUACCAGGAGGGCAUGCACUUUCAUGGAGGCCUACAGAAUGAGUUGUUGGCGAACUUUCCUCCAAAUUCUUUCCUGCCUAUCACUGCAGCACCUAGCUUGUACAGCUAGUGUGGCUUCCUUCCCCAGUCCUAAAAUACUGCUGUGCCCCAGCAUUCAUGGGAUGGGACAAUAGAGACUUAUUCUGGAGAUCAAGGGAUCUUUUCCCUUUUUUCCUGGUAACUGGCCAAACAGAAGACAGGGCCCCUGUAGUCCGGGAGGAUCCAUCUAGUUGCGAGGGAUCAGCUAAUUGCUGUGGCUGAGCAAGUUGAAGAAGGGUCAGUGUCCAAAAUCAGUAGCUUUCAAACAGAAAGGAAGACAGCAGGAAAUGAGAGGAAGCUGGGCGGGAAGAAAGUGGGAACCAUGUGCUUCGUUGGAAGGAAUAGCAGGAAAGGCAUGUUUCCUAGGAAUUUGGUACUGGGAUCUCUCUCCAGUAAGGAAGCCAUAAUGUGAAGUCUGAACUUCACUGGCAGGAUACGUCAGUAGUAGAGAGAUUCUGACAUUUCCCAGGAUUGGCUAGAGGCCAAUAUUUUGGGCUAGGAAAAUUUCAAGCUCCGUGUCACAAGAGAACAGCUGGCUCUCAACUACAUUCCGGGGCAUGUAAAUACAAAUAACGUUAGACCGUUUUUUUAAGGCAAUAGGAACGGCAAGCUUGAGCAGCCCAAAGCUGCAUAGCCAAAACCAAAACAUUGUGCUGCAUCUGCAUUCAUGCUAUUGAUCUCAAAUCAAGCUGGACUUUAAGUCCAAAGCCCAGUGGCUUUGAACAUUCAAACCCUACACUGUGGCAGCCCGUCUUGCAAGAGUGAUGCCUUACAGCUGUCGUGCUAAUCAAGAAAAGCAAGAAUCCCUUCAGGAGGCCCAUGGGGGUCUGGAAAGGUGCUAUCCUUUGGUGCUUGACCCAACUGGAGAGCUCCAUUUGGUGUUGAGGAUAACUCUAUCCAUCUCGACCUCCUGUAUCUCCUGCAGAACUCUUCCUGAGACUACCCAGAGGAGUGAAUAUCCUGCCCUGGGUGCUACCAAGAUGCUUCUUCAGAUCUGGGUGAGGACUGUGCCAAAUUAGGACAUCUACCCUAGUUUAAUAUCAGAAUAACUAUUCUGGCUUCACCCAAAGAAUCCUGGGAAUUCUCUCUCUGCAAAGGAAGUCUGAAGCACAAAUGUGUCCAAUAGUGAAGAACUGGAGAGCUAUUGAGCUAAGUAGAGCGCUGGUGUGUUCUUGGUGCCUCUUUCUCAGGUUGACAGCAACACUCUAUGAUUCCUUGGAAGACUGUGAAACUGUGCAUUUUGAGGAAUCCCAUCUAUGAAUAUGGCUAACAAAAGAACCUUAAAUUGUGGGUGGCUGAUCUUAGGCUCCCGAAAUAACAUGGAAUUUUUAAUGGCCACCAGAUCUUUUCGAAGAAAAUCUUUUAAUAGUCUUCUAUACCAUUAUUAAAGACUCAACUCUGGUAUCGAAAAGUUGGCCAUCCAGAUGAUCUAAAUAUUGUUUGCGGGACUUUCAAAUUAUUGGUUGAGCCAUUGGGAUAUAAUGCAGUGUGUACGAUUAACUCAUUAAGAGUUAGAAUCGGAUAGAGAGAAAUAUUAACAACCAAGUCAUUUCUAUUUUUAAAAAAAAGGCUAAGGAAAAAAUCCACAUGUAAUCUAGCAGUUGGAACAAGGUUUAGAGGAAGUCUCAAUUUCAGAUAUUGGUUCAAAAUACCAAGCCAAAUCUUUAGCAUCCAGAAUUUUUUUACAUAUAUUUGUAUACACUUCCUUCAUCCUGCACAGCUUUUUAGCUGUUUUUAUCUGGGGGAUAAAGAAGUAAAGAGGAAUGCUGGAAGUGAAAAGGCUGAAGAACAUUUCCAACCAUUUCUCUCUCAUCUUGAGAUCUAGCCCCUUGCUUUGAAAGAACUGAAAAUAAAGAUCGGAUUCUCGUGCAACUUGUGUUGAUAGAGCACAUGCAGUAUCCGGUCCACAUGUGCUUUGCUAGCAAGUUUCCAGUACAGGGCUUGGUGCAGCUUCCAGCCGCCAUGAAGGGGAGCAUAUGAACAAUAGGUCGGGGCAGCAUCCAAACCUGUUUCGUUUUAACUUCUUUUCACUGUAGUUAAAUCUCACACUUGAUUCGCUUCCUUCUCACCAUCCACCCUUCAAUUUUAUAAUGUAUUGCUACAGCAAACAUGGCGUGUAUAUUAUUAUUUUUUCACACGUUUUUGUUUUAAUCUACCUAUCGUGCUUGGAAGUUGCCUUAGGGAUGACUUGAGGCUGUUUGGGAGAGUUUUUAGACCUUCCUUGCUUGAGCAGAACUCAAGAACAAGGAAUAGAAAUGGAGCCUGGGUGGGGCUUUCAGGGUUGAGGCCUCGAGUUUCUUUAUUCCUGAAACCUCCCGUAAUCCACUGCACAGACUGGGUCCGCUCCUACAACCAGAGCUUGUUCCUAUUUUCUGCACCACCAGGUAACAUUCAGACUCUCGCAGCCAAGCUCCCCAAGUAUGCAACCAGAACGAUGAUGCAAAUUAUCUAUUCAAAACAUGAAUAUUCUCUUUUGUUUAUUUAGCUUUGCUGGGUCCUCCCACUCCCAAAAGAUGCCCAGAGUUCCUGAACUUGCAAAGAGCAUCUCUCUCACUUCUGAAGAGGUGGGGGCCAGAUCUGAACCCCCUUCUUUUGCACUGAGCUGCCUCAUUCAUUGGGAUGCUGAGGGAAGAGGGGGUAGUCCCCCUCCAGAUGCUGAGAAAGCCUCAUUCCAGUUGUGGGGCGGGUGGGAUGGGGCGAGUCAAGGAAUCUGCCUUGACUGCCUUUGGCGGAGUCCUGUUGCUUGUCGUGCUGGGUCUCCAGAGUGCAGCCUCGGCCUCGCAAGCUGUUCCUAUGACAUGGCUCUGCUGUUGUGACAAUACUUCAGUUGGAAUAAAACUUGUAUUUACCAAUCUGAA
Candoia aspera is the source of this 7005-nucleotide messenger RNA. It is a transcript of the gene EHD2, whose product is annotated as EH domain containing 2. NCBI's taxonomy places the organism in Eukaryota, Metazoa, Chordata, Lepidosauria, Squamata, Candoiidae. The record is from RefSeq and is a predicted model, not a curated record. The transcript is spliced from 5 exons. Bases 785 to 2395 code for a protein of 536 amino acids. Gene Ontology annotation, cellular component: plasma membrane; cytoplasm. Gene Ontology annotation, biological process: endocytosis; endosomal transport. Gene Ontology annotation, molecular function: GTP binding; protein binding; calcium ion binding.